This is a messenger RNA of Diatraea saccharalis (sugarcane borer), 786 nucleotides long. The record is from the annotation of a GenBank genome assembly. NCBI's taxonomy places the organism in Eukaryota, Metazoa, Arthropoda, Insecta, Lepidoptera, Crambidae.
AUGGGCGAAGAAAAACCGGUUGAAGAUAAAUUAAUACAAACCAUUGGUGAAUUUGGAAAAUGGCAGUUCCUUUUGGUGCUUCUUUUAUGUGUACCUGCAAAGUUGUCCGCUACUUGGACAUUACUGGGAAUAAUAUUCUUGGCACCGAAUACUCAAUUCAGAUGCGUAGAAAGAGCCAAUUCAACUCGGGAUAUAUCUAAUAACACGUGUUACAGUGACUGUAGCAAAUAUGAUUAUGUUACGGAUUUUGAAAUUACAAUAAUUUCACAAUGGGAUCUCGUGUGCGAGAGAGCUUGGAUGGUAAAUUUUUCUCAGACGGUUUUAAUGAUUGGUGUACUGUUAGGCAGUAUUUUCUUUGGAUUUGUGGCUGACAGGUUUGGAAGACGACCGGCUAUAUUAUUUGCAAGCAUCAUACAACUUACAUUAAGUUUAUCAAUUUCGUUUAGCCCCAAUUACUGGGUAUUCACAGCCAUCAGACUGUUUUUGGGAGCAUCGACAGCGGGCUUAAUGGCGGUGACGUUCGUUUUGACAGUUGAAAUUAUAGGGUCGAAGAAAAGAGAGAUUGUGACCACUUUUUACCAUUUGCCAUUCGCAGUGGGCCAGAUGAUACUACCACUUUUCUCGUACUAUUUGAGGAGCUGGAAGAGAUUUAGUUUCGGUUUGGGCUUAACAAAUUUGAUUUUUCUCCUAAACAUAUUUUUGUUAUCGGAAUCACCAAAGUGGCUAAUAUCUAUGGGAAGAUUGAAAGAAGCAAGUAAGAUUAUGAAAAAAGUAGCAAAAUUGUAA